This is a messenger RNA of Triplophysa rosa, 1731 nucleotides long. It is a transcript of the gene stx11b.2, whose product is annotated as syntaxin 11b, tandem duplicate 2. Gene Ontology annotation, molecular function: SNARE binding; SNAP receptor activity. The coding region runs from base 125 to 1000 and encodes 291 amino acids. The transcript has 2 exons. NCBI's taxonomy places the organism in Eukaryota, Metazoa, Chordata, Actinopteri, Cypriniformes, Nemacheilidae. The record is from RefSeq and is a predicted model, not a curated record. Gene Ontology annotation, biological process: exocytosis; intracellular protein transport; synaptic vesicle fusion to presynaptic active zone membrane. Gene Ontology annotation, cellular component: SNARE complex; endomembrane system; synaptic vesicle.
AUGGAAAGUAUUAUUAACCGUCUGAAGGUGGAUAGGAUGAAUUUUUAAUUGUCAAAGUUUAUUCUGAAAUAUCAUGAGAUGAACACACAUUGCAACUAAAGGGCAUAAUUUAAGUCUAUAAAUCAUGAGGGACAGACUUGAACACCUUCAGGCGGUAUCAGAAUCCAAUGGGACUGUAGUGGAACAUGAACAAGCCCAUGCUCUCCAUUUCUCAGAUGGAGACCACGAUGACCCUCCUCAGGACCCCGGCAGCACCAACCCUGAUUUGGAGUCUGUUUUUGAUGAGGCACAGGAAGCUCGACGUGAGAUUCAAUUGAUCCGUUUGGAAGUGAAGAAUCUCAGAGAGAAAAACUUGCGCAUCUUUACGGAGGCAAUGUGCACCGGUACCCCAAAUACCAGUGACUCUAAUGCUAUUGCUGCUGACAUCAAAACCCGUGGACAGGAAAUGCUUGCGCACCUUCGCAAGAUGGAUUCCCAUGCCAAAGAGUUAGAAGAGAAGUAUGGUGUCAAUUCACCUGUGGCAAGAAUAGCUCGAGCCCAGUAUACAAGCAUAAGCACAGGCUUCCGUGAUGCCAUGGUGGAGUACAACGAGGCAGAGAUGAGCCACAGAGAAUCCUGCAAAGCAUACAUUCAACGACAAAUGGAGAUUGUGGGACGAGAGGUCACAGGUGACCAGAUCGAAGAGAUGCUGGAGAUCGGCCAGUGGAACAUCUUUAGUGAGAACAUGGUUUCAGAAGGUAAAACUGCACGGUCGGCACUCAUUCGGAUUGAGAGCAGACAUACAGAACUACUACAGCUGGAGAGACGCAUUCAGAGCCUUCAUGAAGUUUUUAUGGAUGUGGCCAUGCUAGCAGAAGAACAUAGGUCAAUGGUAGAAUGCAUUCACACCCAUGUGCAGUCAACUGAGGUGGAGGUCAGGGAUGUCCUUGUGAAGCUCGAGAGAGCCAAGAGACAUGAUAGAAGCAAUCCCUUUAAGAAAAUGUUCUUCUGGAAGCGGUGACAUGGCCACGGAUUUCACAAUGUUCAAAGGAAUUAUACCAAAUGUGAUGAAUUGCUUUUCUCUGAACUUUUAUUUUGUAUACUUGGUUUUAUAUAGAUGUGUUCUUAUUUUUUAGUAUAAACCAAUGGACUUUAACGGGAUCAACAGAGUUCUUAAAAAUCUUUAAAAAUACCUUUGUGUCUGUGGCAAACAUGAAAUGAGGAUUGUGUUCAAAAGACAACUUUGUGUAUAAGUGCAGUAUUAAAUAAAUUACUGUAGAGUAGGGCUGUCACGAUAAACCGACGAUAAAUAUCACGUGAUGUAUGCACAGCUUUUGAGUGAAGUACGGAAAAUGCUGCUGCAUCCGAAAGCCAGAGGGCGCUCUCGUGCGGAAACUCCAAAUACGCACUGCAGAAGAAGAUCAUAACACGUUCUAGAAUCUAGGAAAUGCCCCAACCGUUUUAUUACGAGGUAUACAUUUUAGGUCAAUCUGAAGAUUUAAAUUAGAAAUAUUUUUUAAUAUUCAGUCUUAUCCUGCAGAUGAAUAAAACUCCACGUUUGCCAUGAGUGCCAGUAUGCUCUUCCUUGGCUACUGAAGUUGCACCCUUUAUGCUGAAUUUCUAAUUUGUUUUCAUUAUACAUUAUUGCAUGUCAAAUGAAGCAUAAAUGUAGCACAGACUAAAACAAAACAACAUAAUACUAUCUUGUUAUAAAAUAAAGAAAUUAUGAGAUGAAUAAAGAAAAACAUGUUU